AUGGGCAGCGUCGUGGUGCUGUACACAUGGAUGGUCCGGGGACACCUCCACCCCAUGGCGCUGCUCGCCGACCGCUUGGCCGGCCACGGUGUUCCCAUCACCAUGGCUAUCGCCGACGUCCCGUCGUCCAGCGACUCCCGUGAGACCGUCGCCCGUCUCUCUGCCACCUACCCCUCCGUCUCCUUCCAUCUCCUCCAGCCGGCAACCGCCCGUUCCGGCGACGACGCCGACCCCGACGCCGACCCCUUCAUCACGCUCAUCGCCGACCUCCGCGCCACCAACCCCGCGCUCCUCGCGUUCGUGAGGUCCCUCCCGUCCGUGAAGGCGCUCGUGCUCGACUUCUUCUGCGGGUGCGCGCUCGACGCCGCCGCGGAGCUCGGACUCCCGGCCUACCUGUUCUUCACGUCCGGCGCGUCCCCGCUUGCUGCCUAUCUGCACAUCCCCAUCAUGCGGUCCGACGUCUCCUUCGGGGACAUUGGGCGCUCGUUGCUGCACUUUCCCGGAGUGCACCCAGUUCCUGCCUCGGACUUGCCUGAGGUCCUGCUCGGUCCUCACAACGAGCAGUACAAGGCAACCAUUGGUCUCUUCGAGCAGCUGCCCAGAGCGAAGGGCAUACUAGCCAACACGUUCGAGUGGUUGGAGCCCCGCGCCGUGAGGGCAAUCGAGGAGGGCAGCCCCCGCCCCGGCGAGCCAGUGCCGAGGCUGUUCUGCGUCGGCCCGUUAGUGGGCGAGGAGAGGGGAGGAGAUGGGAACGCGAAGCACGAGUGCUUGACGUGGCUGGACGCGCGGCCGGCGCGGAGUGUGCUGUUCCUCUGCUUCGGGAGCGCUAGCUCGGUGCCGGCAGAGCAGCUGAAGGAGAUCGCGGUGGGGCUGGAGAGGAGCGGGCACGCGUUCCUCUGGGCCGUGAGCGCGCCAGUCGCGCCCGACGCCGACUCGACGAAGCGGUUCGAGGGCCGGGGCGAGGCGGCGCUGGAGGCGCUGCUCCCGGACGGGUUCCUGGACAGGACGCGCGGGCGCGGGCUGGUGGUGCCGACGUGGGCGCCGCAGGUGGAGGUGCUGCGGCAUCCGGCGACCGGAGCGUUCGUGACCCACUGCGGGUGGAACUCGACGCUGGAGGCGAUCACGGCGGGCGUGCCAAUGGUGUGCUGGCCGAUGUACGCGGAGCAGCGGCUGAACAAGGUGUUCGUCGCGGAGGGGAUGAAGCUCGGGGUGGUGAUGGAGGGUUACGACGAGGCCAUGGUGAAGGCGGAGGAGGUGGAGGCCAAGGUCAGGCUGGUCAUGGAGUCCCAGCAGGGAAAGGAGCUCAGGGACAGGGUGGCCGUGGCUAAGGAUAAGGCCGCCGCCGCGCUGGAGACCGCCGGAUCGUCAAAGGCAGCGUUAGUUGACUUUAUCAACAACCUGGAAAUUUCGACGCACCAGUGA
This is a messenger RNA of Miscanthus lutarioriparius, 1422 nucleotides long. The record is from the annotation of a GenBank genome assembly. Lineage: Eukaryota; Viridiplantae; Streptophyta; Magnoliopsida; Poales; Poaceae.